Messenger RNA from Apaloderma vittatum (bar-tailed trogon), 1191 nucleotides. RefSeq names its product synaptotagmin-like protein 5. The transcript is spliced from 9 exons. Gene Ontology annotation, biological process: intracellular protein transport; exocytosis. Lineage: Eukaryota; Metazoa; Chordata; Aves; Trogoniformes; Trogonidae. The record is from RefSeq and is a predicted model, not a curated record. Gene Ontology annotation, cellular component: exocytic vesicle; plasma membrane. The annotation marks the transcript as partial. Gene Ontology annotation, molecular function: small GTPase binding; neurexin family protein binding.
AUGACGAAGCACUUGGAGAUCAUCAAUUUAUCCUUUUUGCUGGAACAUGAACGGGAAACAAUAUUGGGAGUAUUGAAGAGAGAUGAGUAUCUGAAAAAAGUUGAAGAUAAAAGGAUAAGGAAAUUGAAAAAUGAGCUUCUGGAAGUGCGAAGGAAAGGUGGAAACCGUCAUUGUCAGCAGGACAACAGCAGGGUCUGUGUUCGCUGUCAGAAAAGCCUGGGCUUAAUCUUUGACAGAGGAGACCCGUGCCAAACCUGCCAACUUCGAGUCUGUAAUAAAUGCCGUGUCGUGGGAACUGACGGACAGUGGAAGUGCUCGGUGUGUGCCAAAAUUGCACAGCUACGGAUAGUGACAGGAGAAUGGUUUUUUGAAGAGAGAGCAAAGCGCUUCAAACAAUCAAAUCUUCUUGGAACCGAUGUUGUCAGACAAUCUAUCCUGCACAAAUUCCCAGACACGGUUUCCAGUAAGGAUGAAGGAAGAUCAUACAAAGAUCAGCCACAAGAGAACGAAGAAAAAAAGCCAGAUGUGUCAGUCUCCUCCACAAAUGGGCAUAAAUCAGUCUUCAGUGGGCCUAGAAAGAUAGGGAAGGUAAUUAGGGCGAUUACGAAAGGCGAAAGUACAUAUGCCGAAGAUGAAGGUGAAAGGAACGUGGGCUCAGAAGCUGAAACUCAAAGUCUGUGCAGUGGUAAAUCAACGCCGUACUCUGAGAGAGGGAGCACUCUCUCACUGAACAGCAGUGAUGCAGAGGCCGCUGCGGUCCAUCUGAAAGGGGCCGUGGCUCCUGUGAACAGAGGCGAUGUCUCUUCCCUCCCAAGAUCUCCGGCGCUCAGCACACGUAGCAUGACUGAGGAUUAUAGCAGGGACACUGGCUUAGGAAAUGGCAUAAUUAUUCCGGCAAGUGAAAGUGUACCUGAAGAUUUAGUAAAGAAGCACUGUAGGAAAGCAUCUGGAACACCUUCCAUUGCAGUUUCUAGGGUAUCUUUGUCAUCAGAUCGUAGCCGAUCUGAGAUAGAUUUGAGUGAAUCUUUCUCUGAAGGAAAUGAGGAUACUCUGAGCAUAAGAAGCAGAUCUGUACCUAGUGCCUUAGAUCAGGAACUGGAUUAUCUGGAUGAAACUGAUGAAGAUAUUGGCGACAUAGUGGCCUCUCGUUAUUCAAAGAAACAUGGACAAAUGAUAAGUGUAUUAUUAACA